GCUGGCUGCGUGAUUGUAGUCUACACUAUUGACUCACUUUAAAACUAUUUAGGAUCAGAUUAUGAAAUGAAACCGUGUAGUAGCCUAUAAAAUCUUCAGUGGGAGGAAAAAGAAAGUUUUUCUGACAAAAGUAACCAAUUUGCAAUUAAAUGAGAGGCCUGUUGAGUUUGUGGAAAGUUACUGGUUAGAUGGCUGAGCCAGUCAUGGAGAACCCUCUGCUGGCUGGAGGACAGCCUCAGUUUACCAAAAUGGUGUCAGACUUACAAGGAUGUAUUCAAGAGAUGAAGAGAGAAUUUGUCGAGUCACAGGUCCCAAUCAAUGAUGACAACCAGAUGCUUCAUCGCUUCACUGCAAAACUGGAAUACCUAUUACAGGCUGGACAGAAAGUGCGCACUGGCUUACUGGGAGGUAAAAAAGAUUACUGGGACUAUAUUGUGGAGUGUCUAUCAGCAACUAAAGGACAGCGUGAAGGCAUCAAGUUUGUCAAGUCAAAUGGAGAGUUGAAGACAUCACUAGGUCGAGGGAGAGGCCUGAUUAGAUUUGCCCUGGUGCACCAGAGGCUAGCCGACACCUUACAGCAGUGUAUUAUGAAUGGAAGAGUAACAAGUGAAUGGUUCCACCCAAAAUCUGUAUGGCUGAACCACGCUGUCUCUUCAUCCAUCAUUAACGCUCUCUAUGACCUCAAUGAUAUUCAGUUUGACCUUUCAUCCCAGGGUUAUGACCUUGAUGCGGCUUGGCCUACAUUUGCAAGGAAAACCUUUGGUUCCCCUACCCCCAACUGGCCCGUGAGCAGAAGUAGGACAAGUAGUAUCAGUAGUCUACAGAGUGUGGACCAGUCACCAAUGAAGGCAGAGAGUAUAGCUGAGACUGAGCUUCAGAGGCUAAGGAGAGAGCUUACUCAGUCUGAGGCACUAAUUAACGAGAUGAAAUUAAAGGUAUCAGAAGCAGAGAAAGACAAUGAGAUGUCUGGUAGGCUCAUGUCACAGACUGAACAGCAGCUCAACACAACAAGGCAGAAGUGCAACGAAUAUGAAGUCAUGUGUGAUAAACUAAACAAUGAGCUAAAACUGAAGGAAGAAUCGUGGAAAGAAAGAGAAGAUAAUAUGUCCACCAAACUCUCUGAGAAAUCUCAGCAGAUUGAGAAUAUCAAGGCUCAACUAGAUGAGACAAAUACACUCCUCAAGGAACAAACUGAAGCACUCCAGAAUAAGGAGAGUGAGACAAAAACUAAAAUUGAACAUACAGAGAGACUCAACUCAGAAUUACUGUUAAAAAUGAAAAGUUACUCACAGAAAAUGGAACACCAAGUAACACUCAGUGAUAAAAAAGGUGAAGUGAUCAAUUCAUUAGAGCAAAAAUUAGUCACAUUAGAGAAGAAAAAUUCAGAAUUGAUGGGCAAAAUUGAGAUUAUGGUAAAGGAAAAAGGAUCGGAAGCAUCUAAUCACCUUGAUUCAGCCAACAGGGCACAUGAGUUGUUGCAGAAACUAACAGAAACAGAACAGUUGAACAUAGACUUACGUGGUCAAAAUGAGGAUCAUAUAAGAAAAUUGAAUGUUUCUAAUGAAAAAUAUGACAAACUGAGUAAAUCUUCAAAUGAAAAAAUUACUACUUUAGAGACAGCCCAGCAUAAACUUGAAGCUUCAGUUUCGGAUCUUGAAGAUGUUAAUAAGGACAAUUUGAGACACAUUGGUGAAUUAACAAAUACAAUAACAAACUAUGAAUCAAUGAAAGUUACAAUGGAACAGAAAAUUGAAGUAUUACACAGUGAAAAGGCAGAAUUUGAAAGUGUAUCUGCAAAGCUAUCUAAUGAUUUAGCUGAUCUUCAACAAGAAUAUAGUCAAAUGCAUGAAGUUAAGGAUACUGUGACAAAUGAACUUCAUGAAUCUGAACAAAUCAACCAAGAAAUCAAACAGAAGAUUGAACAAUUAACACACGAGUUGAAUGAGCGUGAAAAGUCAGUUGAACGUGACAAAGGUGAAUAUAGUGACCAGAUUAGCACCAUGGAGGCCAAAUUAUCCAGUCUCGAUGAAACAAUUGCUAAAAGGACUAAAGAAAAUGAAAUAUUGAUAUCAGAAAAAGAUAAAUUGAUGGGUGAACAUCAGGAAAGUGUUCUUGCCAAUCAGGAAAGUUUACAUAAGAUCUGUACUCUUGAGGAAUCCCUGGCUAGCAAGGAAGUGACAAUUGGUAUGUUAGAACAGCAACUGAGUGGACUCAAGGGUACAUUAGAAAGUAUGGAGAGUGGAGCUGAUGAUAUUGACUCAGGAGAGCUUAAUGGAGUAGAAACAAAUGGUAAUAUGGGUGAUCGGUUGAAACAUAUUGUGGCUGAUAGGAAGUUGUUACGUGGUCAACUUACAGCAAUGGAGACCCAGAAUUCAACUCUCUCACUACAAAUUCAACAAUUGGAGAAAAAGAUAACUUCAAUGGUAGAUGAAUCUAAUGAGAUGUUGAAGGAGUAUACCAAAUUAAAAGGAGUGGUAGAAACUAUGCAGUCCUCUGAGAGCAAACUAAAUGUGAAGCUCACAGAGAUGGAGUCACUGAUCGAGUCUAAAGAUGAGAGCCUUGUCCAAUGUGAGAGCCAGAAAGUGCAGUAUCAAAAUGAGCUGGAGCAAUAUAGGACACAACUGGAGGAGUCCAAGAAGACCAUUGACUCUCUGGGUGAUUCAAAGAAGCGUUUGAUUGAGGAGAAUGAGUUAACACAGACAAUGCUAUCAGAGGCCACCACCUCCAACCAGGACCUACAAGGCAAAAUGGCUGCUACAAUAGAAGAGCACAAUACAACUGUGAAACAAAUACAAAAGCAGCACCAAGAAGUCCUAGCAGAAAAACAGUGCAAGUUUGAAGAGCUGGAAAAGAAAAAUAACACUGAAAAUGAGAUUUUAAAAACUUCUAUCCAAACUCUUGAGAAACAAGUCAGUGAUAAAGUGAAAAUGAUUAGUGGACUUGAAAUCGAGUUGAAUGAGAAGAGUGAAGCUUUUACUGAACUGCAGAAGGAAAUUGGGAAUUUAUCGAAUGAGUCUGGCAAUAUUAAUGAAAUGUGCAAUAAACUGAAACUUGAAACAGAGAGUCUAAAUGAGACAAUAAAAAAACAAAAUGAAGAAAACACAGAACUCUCUUCAAAGUAUACUGAUGUAUCUCAGCAGUUACAGGAAACAUGUGCCAAGGCAAACCUUAUUGAAUCUGAGAGACAGAAAAGUGAAAGCCACAACCAAACAACAAUUAAUGAGUUACAAAAAGAAUCAGAGGCAAUGAAGUCAAAACUCUCGGGGAUGGAAACAAUCAAAACUGAACUUGAAAAUAAAAUUAUAAACCUUCAAGACAAUGUUGAUACCAUGGGAGAAACUAAAAACACAAUGCAAUCUAGAAUAUUAGAAAUUGAAAAUGAAAACAAAGAACUUAUUUCAAACAGAGAAGCCUUAGAUCAGGAUAUUGAAGAUCUCAGAAAUGCAAACUCUGAGCUUGAAAAUAAUGUAACUAACUUGAAUACUCUCAUAAAAGACAGCAAUGAUGAAAAUGACAAACUGAAAUCUGAUCUCAAUGAUAAAUGUGGUGAAAUAUCCGAGCUCAAUGAGGAACUUUUAACUGCCAAAGACAAUUGUAAUAAAUUGAAACUAGAAAUUUCAGAAAUGAAUGCUACUCAACAAAACUGCAGUAUCGAGUUAUCUGAGAAAGAAAUAUCAUUUGAGAAACAGCAAAAUGAUCUCCAAAAUGAAAUCAAACAAUUGUCUGAAAAAAUCACUGAAUCUGAAAUGGGAUUAGAGGAGAAAAGUAAAUUAAUUGUAAGUCUUGAGGGUGAAAAGUGUUCUCUGCUAGAGUCCGUAAAAACUCUCGAGCAGAAAAUUUUGGACCAGCAAACAGAGAUGUCAUCACAGGCGAAUGACCUACAGAAUGUAAGAGAAGAAUUGAAAUCAGCAAAGAAUCUAACAGAACAAGAAAUUAAAGGACUGAAGUUCCAGCUGAGCUCUGAGAAGAUGCAAUAUGAAACAGCCUUGAAGGGUUACCUGGAGCAGAAUGUGGAUAUCAGUAGUAUGAAUGAGAAGAUGACAGACCAAGAGCAAAUCAUUGAGACUCUUGAAAUGGAGUUGGAAGAGAUCAGGACUGAAAGGUCUCUGGAACAAGAUAGACAGUGGAGAGAGCUGGAAGAUCUUAGGAGUCUUGUCUCCUCAAGAGAUGAGGAAUGCAGGAUGCUGAACGAAGAGCUAAGAAGGAUUAACACAAUAUUAGAUGAGGAGAGAAACUUGGUAUUGAAAUACAAGAAUGAACUAACUAGUGCCAUGAAAGAGAAUGAGGCAGAGAAGACAACCAUGAGAUCCGACAUGGUAGAAAUGCAGAAAAAAUUGGUCAAGUUACUGAGGGAGAAAGACAAUCUUUGGCAAAAGACUGACAAGUUGGAGUACAUGCAGAAGGUAAAGGCCAGUGAUAAAUGGAUGGAUGACAAAGAAGUUCCAAGUUGCAUGAACUGCAACUCAGAUUUCUCUCUCAUGCUAAGAAGGCAUCAUUGCAGAAUGUGUGGCCGUAUAUUCUGUUACAACUGUUCAAACAACUGGACCCUCACUCCACAGAGCAGCAAGAAGAUCCGAGUGUGCAAUGAUUGCUUUAUGAGCCACAGUGAGCUGAGGGAAGAGAAGGCUCCCAAAGAUGGGGAAGAGGGUGAGGAGGCAGAGGGUGAAUUUGAACAAUCCAUCCAAUUACCACACAAACGUAGUCCAAGUUGGAAAGCACCUGAUGGUCAAUCUGACCAUUCAUCCUCACUCACUGCUGAAAGCACCACAAGCACAGAGGAGCUUGAAGCCAGUGUAGGAGAGGAUGCCUCAAUUAUUGACACUGAAACACCAGCUCCAGAGAAUUCUGUUAACAUCCCCAUUAAUGAAGGAGGAGGAAGUUCCCAUGAUGACACAUUUGAAUGCAUCACCGAGGAAGAAAUAUCCCGCUCAUUGUCUGAAUCUGAAUUUAUCAGGUCUUCUGAUUCGACUUAUAAUCCGUCCCAUUUGCAAUUGAGUCACUCUGACCUGGAGAGGCGCAAUAAUACUGAGAGAAAUAGUGAUGUGCCACCUGGGGACAGUUUCACAGUCUCUGUGGAGAUCAAAGCUGGAAUGGCACUUAGUUGGCACUUUACCACUGAGCCAAAGAGCGUCUCAUUCAGUGUCACAUUUGAAGACUGUAAGGAGGGUGCCUCUUUGAGUACAUUGAUCCCUGCAUGUAAGGUGAACUCCCACAAGGAGCCAGUGCAGGGUGAACUUACUGCGAGACAGACAGGAACAUACUCACUUGUCUUUAGUAACACAUCGAGAACUACUAACAAAAGGGAUGGAGAUUACUUAUAUCAGGAUAUGGAUCACAUAGGAGAUCUAGAGUUGGCAGAUAACAGUAAAGAUAUGAUUGGACCAUACAUAUUGGACACUGAAUGGACCAUAGACAUUGGACUCUGA
Molecule: messenger RNA, 5426 nt
Organism: Owenia fusiformis
Lineage: Eukaryota; Metazoa; Annelida; Polychaeta; Sabellida; Oweniidae
Source: the annotation of a GenBank genome assembly